GUAGUAUCGCAACCAUCGCGAUCAACGCGACCAUCUUGCCCAAUCGCGAUGGCGGAGAAGAGGAGACUUUCGAGCCGAGUGCGAACUCCGGCCACCAAACACCGACGUGUCACCCCCGAUCCCUCUUCUCGCAAACUAUCCAGUACACGAAGUCGAAGAUCCAACGCCGCGCCGCGAACACCCAAAGAACCUUCUCCCUCGCCUCCGAAGCCAGAAAUCCUUCCUUCGAAAAUCACCGCUGAACCGCUACCGACAACGUCUACUCCCCAGGAUCCCGAAGAUGUGCAGUCAUUCCAGACCGUACGCGAAAGCGGAGUUCUUGCGGAAUCCCUCCGCCGUUCACGCCACAAAUGGACACAUGAAGCCACACUCGAUCGAUGGUGGGCGAAAAGAAAACAAGCCGAUAUCGUUUAUCUCCACAACGAACAGCCGGGCCAGAAGAAGAGAAGCAUGAAAGAAUGGGCGAAAGGGGUGAAGGUUACCAUUGAGCCACACAUAUUCCAAGCCAAUCUUUACGUGGUGCGCAUGGACGCUCUCCCUGGCGAACGCAUUCUGACCGAAACGGCCCCCGUACCAUACGGAUCUCCUUUCUACUCGGGGUAUCCAGCAUCUCCCACUCCUGGCCAAUAUCACUACCACCGACCGCCUCCGUACACCGUCGCGCCAGCGCAGCAUGGUACUCCCAAGACACCGAUUUCCACCCCCGGUCCUUCUUUUCUCGCCCAGGGACAAUCCACUCCCAUCCGGUCGGCUCAGCAGCCUUCAAUAAGCCGUGGCCCCAUGCCACCGAGACCGCCUCCACAGCAACCGCCUCCACAGCAACCGCCUCCACAGCAACCGCCUCCACAGCAACCGCCUCCACAGCAAGCACCUCCGCAGCAGCCUCCGCAGCAGCCAAGCCAUCAGGCGAGGAGCAACGUCCCCGAAAACGCCCCUCACCAUGCGGCAGCCCCGACACCCCCUGCUUCACAACCGCCUCCACCUGCGCCAACACCAAGUCCCGCUCCGUCCCAGCAACCAGCACCCGAUCCGGUCAUCCACAUGCUGGCACAACGAGCCAGCACCAACAUGGAGCUCAAGCAGGUGAUGAGGAUUGUCGCGUCAGGGAACGCCAAUCCGUCGCAGCUGGAGUACUUCCAGCGGCACAUCGAUGAGCUGUCGGCAAUUGUCAAGGCGCGUGGUGGGCAUACUGCACAUGGUACACCCACCCCAGCUCCUCCAGCUAGCUCCCACUCGCCAACCCCCACAUCUGCACAGAGCAAGACGAAUAUGCCAACCCCUCCGGUGCAAACACCGGCUCCUGCUCCACAGCCAGCCCCUGCAUCGGUGAAAACGCCGGCCCCGCCUCCCCCAGCGGCUCCGCCAGCGCCACCACGCCAGCCCAGUGCUUCCAAUCCGUUCUCACACCCCCUCCCCUCCCCCGCCCCUCGACCGCCACCUCCACCAACCAUGCAACAUCCACAACAAAACCCUUUCGGAACCCCGUCUUCAUUGCCAUAUGCUUACCAAGGCCCGCAACAAGCUCACGUUUACCGUCAGCCGCUUCCUCCGCGCCCGAGAAUCGUUCGACCGCCCGCGAACGAUGGACCGGUCCAUCUCCUGAUAGAAUUCGAAGAGAAUACGAACGACCGAUGGCUCUUUCCUCGGAUGAGCAUCAUUGAGUACCAGCCGGGAUUUCGCGCGGCGACCGCUUCCUUUCUGAUCCUCCGUGACUUGGACGGCAAACCGAUCCGCGAAAAACGACGGGUCGCAGAACCCGCCACGCCAGCCGUGAAGCCGGAAGCUGUAUCAGCCGCAUCGCAGAACACACAGUCAAAUCACACGCCCAGUGCAGCUGACCCCGGCGCUAGCGCGACGCCCUCGAAGCACACUCCGCAAGGGGCUUCCAAUGCGUCUUUGGCCAUCAAGCCUGAAGUUCCAGCCCCGGCACCCCCACCUCCCACUCAUCCACCCAGCCCCUUGAAACCGCAAGGCAUCCCAGAGCUCGACGUCGAUGGUCCGUUCUACUAUCAGCCCGUCACCAUCCGAUUCUUCGCCGAGGACGAGACCACCUUUGUACUCUCGGCGUUGUCGCGGGCUGUGGCGCCGCAGAAGGAUGUGCGGGAAUACAUGGAGAUGGUGUUCGCGAAAGGGACACGUGCGCCGGAUCGAUUCCUGCCGUUGCGUUUGCCCAAGGCGGAGGAUGGAGAUGGCAUCUAAAUCAUGCGGCUACAAAGGUGUAUGGGUGUUGACAGACGGCCAGAUUGGGUUUGUCGUUAUUAAAGCGUGUGUAUAAACAGUAUCAGACUGCGUUAGACGAAACCCGAUGUAUUUUUUAAGAAAACACGGUCUUAAGAAGAGCUAAAGAGCUCUUGGGCAAGAAUAAAUGAGGAAUGGAAUGAAUACGUACCUUUCAACCCCGGAACAAGAAAUGGUUGAAGGGGAUGGAGGCUUUGUUACAGUAUAUGCAAUCGUUGACGACGGAGAGACUAAGUGCCUAUCAACACAAGACAUGCAAGGAUUAUUAGACGCAAGGAUUGCAUUGAAAAUUAUAUGUAUAAGGUAAGAGUAUCCUACUGGUUAGGGCUCCUCAAUCACGCCCAGAAAACUCAAAUUAACCUCCAUCCAUUCUUUAAACGUUUCAGCGAAGGUAGUUCUUCUUUACC
Molecule: messenger RNA, 2645 nt
Organism: Eremomyces bilateralis CBS 781.70
Lineage: Eukaryota; Fungi; Ascomycota; Dothideomycetes; Eremomycetales; Eremomycetaceae
Exons: 2
Coding region: 451-2199 (582 amino acids)
Biological process (GO): chromatin remodeling
Cellular component (GO): Swr1 complex
Molecular function (GO): ATP-dependent H2AZ histone chaperone activity
Source: RefSeq, a predicted model, not a curated record